This is a messenger RNA of Gongylonema pulchrum, 369 nucleotides long. The record is from the annotation of a GenBank genome assembly. Lineage: Eukaryota; Metazoa; Nematoda; Chromadorea; Rhabditida; Gongylonematidae.
AAUGAAAUUCUCAUUGUCCAUCAGACGGCGCAGAACGUUUUUGAAAGUAUUAAAGGUUAUAACAAAAAGUUACAAGAAGUAAAGGACCAUUAUUCUGUCGCUUUGCAAACAAGUCUAACAAUUCAUCGUGAUCGUCGCCGUUUUCUUCGCGGAACAUUACGGGAACUUUGCUUACUAAUCAAAGAUCAAAUAGGUCUUUUGGGCCCAAAAAUUUUGUUCGUUUGGAUGGCUCUUUCAUUUUCACGAGACGAAGUGUUGUGGCUGCUCAGGCAUAUCGAUAUUUGGCCAGUGAGUAGUGGUAAAAAGGCGAAACAUGCUGAUGAAGUGAUCGAUAAGUCAGUGGUCGUUUGUUUCGCUUUAAAAAACUGA